Molecule: messenger RNA, 252 nt
Organism: Talaromyces atroroseus
Lineage: Eukaryota; Fungi; Ascomycota; Eurotiomycetes; Eurotiales; Trichocomaceae
Exons: 1
Coding region: 1-252 (83 amino acids)
Source: RefSeq, a predicted model, not a curated record
AUGGCAGUCAUCCAACAGAUCAAAUCGUGGCUCCGCAGUCUGGCCACUCAUGUUUAUAAGGAAAUAGAAGAGGAUGCUUCUGGCGACGAGGGACUCGAGCUGCUGGAAGGUGGUCGAGAUGUGACCAUCGGAAGGGUUGCGGCUGGACAGGAUCCAUCUCGCUAUUGCCAUAUCGCCACUGCAGAGAUGGCUUACGCCCGCGAUGAAGAAUGUGGCCAAACCCCAAUUCAAAAUCAGUAUAUUGAGUCGUAA